AUGGCCAGCAGGCCCAAUCACCCACACCACCAGGGCCCGAGCAAUGACGACCUGCUGGGCCUGGACGACGAUGAGGGACCGAUCUACAACUCUGGCAACCCUCCUCCCGUGUCGGACGAGCGCAUUAUCCACGAUUACGAUACCCAUGGCCGCAUCAGCACUUCGCACGACGACUUCGUAGGCUCGCAGGCGCAUCCUACCACCUCUCUGCCUGGCGGGCCAGGAUACUCUCAUGGACUUCAGAACCCUCCUCCCCUGGGCGAUUCCGGCCGCAAUCUCUCACAAACCUCUGGUCUUGGCAACUACCAGCGAUAUUCAGACUUCGACAAUGACCGCUAUUCGGAUACCGCGUCGUUUGCUGGGGGAUAUGCUGCAGGAGGUGGAAUUGACGAGGACAAUGUUCCAGGCAUACCAAUCCAGCAUGGAAAAGGGAAACAUCGCAACAGGAACAGCAUUCUGAGCAUGGGCGGGGGUAUCAUGGGAAAGGCUAAGAACAUGUUGGGCAUGGGACCGGAAUACAGUGAAAUGGACCUUCCCCUGACGGAAACGAGGACACAUCAUGCGACUGGUAGCGUUGGUCUGGAUAGUGUCAACGAUGCUCUGCCGGAACGAAAGACGCCAGGCUCGAAGUUCAAGUUUGGUCUACCCAGCAAUCCGUUCAACCGCAAGGUCGACCCCUCAACUCUGGGCCCGAGAAUCAUCCACCUGAACAACCCGCCCGCGAAUGCGCAGAACAAGUAUGUCGACAACCACGUGUCCACGACCAAGUACAACAUUGCGACGUUCGUGCCGAAGUUCUUGUUCGAACAGUUCAGCAAAUACGCCAACUUGUUCUUCUUGUUCACGGCCAUUCUACAACAAAUCCCGAACAUCAGUCCUACGAACCGAUAUACCACCAUCGUACCUCUGGGUAUUGUGUUGCUCGUAUCUGCAGGCAAAGAAAUUGUCGAGGACAACAGGCGGCGAUCACAAGAUGCACAGCUGAACAAAAGUCGCGCACGGGUGUUGAGAGGUUCGACGUUUCAGGACGUGAGAUGGAUUGACAUCCAAGUCGGCGAUUUCAUCCGCGUGGAGUCAGAAGAACCUUUCCCGGCCGAUUUGGUCCUUGUUGCCUCGUCCGAACCGGAAGGCUUGUGCUAUAUCGAGACUGCUAAUUUGGACGGAGAGACCAAUCUCAAGAUCAAACAGGCCAUUCCCGAAACGACCCACUUGAUAUCAUCGGCAGAGUUGUCGCGGGUUGGUGGAAGAGUCCGCAGUGAACAACCUAACAGCAGCCUCUACACCUACGAAGCGACGCUCACAAUGCAGUCUGGUGGCGGUGAGAAAGAAUUGCCACUUGCUCCUGAUCAGCUUCUUCUCCGAGGUGCCACUUUGAGAAACACCCCUUGGGUUCACGGAAUCGUUGUGUUUACAGGCCACGAAACGAAACUUAUGAGGAAUGCCACAGCUACGCCUAUCAAGCGAACGAACGUCGAGCACCGAGUCAACACCCAGAUCUUGAUGUUGGGCGGAGUUCUGGUCGCUUUGUCUAUUAUCUCUUCCAUUGGAGAUCUCGUGGUCAGACAAACCAUUGGUAACAGUCUUUGGUUCUUGAUGCUAGAAUCGACAAACCCUGCCGAGCAGUUCUUCAAGGAUAUUUUCACGUACUGGAUCCUGUACUCUAACUUGGUACCUAUCUCCCUCUUCGUUACGGUCGAAAUCAUCAAGUACUACCAGGCAUUCUUGAUCAGCAGUGACCUCGAUAUCUACUACCCUGAGACGGACACCCCAGCCAACUGCAGGACCAGCUCUUUGGUUGAAGAACUCGGCCAGGUCGAGUACAUCUUCUCUGACAAGACUGGCACGCUCACCUGCAAUAUGAUGGAGUUUCGACAGUGCAGUAUUGGCGGAAUACAAUAUGCUGACGAGGUGCCUGAAGAUCGCAGAGUCUACGAUGGAGACGAGUCUGGGACGUGCAUCUACGACUUUCGCGGCCUGGAGCAACAUCGAAGGAAUGGCCAAAACACUGAAGGCAUCCACCAAUUCUUGAGUCUGCUUUCGACCUGCCAUACCGUCAUUCCAGAAGUCAACGCUGAGAAACCCGGCGUGAUUAAGUACCAAGCUGCGUCGCCCGACGAGGGAGCUCUGGUGGAAGGCGCCGUUCAACUGGGAUACAAAUUCGUGGCUCGUAAGCCGAAGCUUGUGACUAUCGAGGUUGGUGGUCAAGAGUACAGCUAUGAGCUUCUUGCAGUCUGCGAGUUCAAUUCGACGAGAAAGCGAAUGAGCUGUAUCUACCGCUGUCCAGAUGGAAAAAUCCGCUGCUACACCAAAGGCGCCGACACUGUCAUCCUGGAACGACUUGGUAUUCGAGACGAGAUGGUGGAAAAGACAUUGCUGCACUUGGAAGAGUAUGCCGCUGAAGGUCUUCGAACACUUUGUCUCGCUUAUCGUGAGAUUCCCGAGUCAGAGUUCAGGGAGUGGUAUGAUGUCUUCAACACUGCUGCUACGACUGUUGGCGGCAACCGUGCUGAGGAGCUUGACAAGGCGGCGGAGAUCAUCGAGCACGACUUCACGCUCCUCGGUGCGACUGCCAUCGAGGACAAGCUUCAAGACGGCGUUCCUGACACCAUCCACACUCUUCAGACCGCUGGCAUCAAAGUGUGGGUGCUGACUGGCGACAGACAGGAGACUGCUAUCAACAUCGGAAUGUCAUGCAAGCUGAUCAGCGAAGACAUGACGUUGUUGAUCAUCAAUGAAGAGAACGCUGCAGAUACAAGAGCGAACAUCCAGAAGAAGCUGGAUGCCGUCAACUCUCAGCGGGCUGGCGGAAUCGAGAUGGAAACUCUUGCACUCGUUAUCGACGGCAAGAGUCUUACAUUCGCCCUGGAAAAAGACAUGGAGAAGAUGUUCCUGGAUCUUGCAGUGAUGUGCAAAGCGGUCAUAUGCUGCCGUGUCUCACCACUGCAGAAGGCAUUGGUCGUGAAACUCGUCAAGCGCCAUCUGAAGAGUAUUCUCUUGGCCAUUGGCGAUGGAGCGAACGAUGUUUCAAUGAUCCAGGCCGCUCACAUUGGUAUCGGUAUAUCUGGUGUCGAAGGUCUGCAAGCAGCUCGGUCUGCCGACGUCUCGAUCGCUCAGUUCCGAUUCCUGCGGAAGCUUCUUUUAGUCCACGGAGCCUGGUCCUACCAACGCAUCAGCAAGGUCAUCUUGUACUUCUACUACAAGAACACUGCGCUGUUCAUCACCCAAUUCUGGUACUCCUUCCAGAACGCCUUCUCUGGACAGGUCAUCUACGAAUCAUGGACGCUAUCCUUCUUCAACGUCAUCUUCACUGCUAUGCCGCCGUUCGUGCUGGGUAUCUUCGACCAGUUCGUUAACGCAAGAUUGCUUGACCGAUAUCCUCAGCUAUACCAACUCAGCCAGAAAGGAAUAUUCUUCCGGACUCACAACUUCUGGAGCUGGGUCGGAAAUGGCUUCUUCCAUUCUCUGGUGCUCUACUUCGUCAGCGAAGCGAUCUACUGGCGCGAUGGUGUCUUGUCUGAUGGCAAGAUCGCAGGGCAUUGGGUAUGGGGUACUGCCCUGUACACAGCAGGUCUGGUCACCGUCCUCGCCAAGGCCGCUCUCAUCACAAACAUCUGGACAAAGUAUACCGUGAUUGCCAUCCCAGGCUCGCUCGCAAUCUGGUUCAUCUUCCUGCCCGUCUACGCAACAGUCGCUCCGAUGCUUGGCUUCUCAACCGAGUAUAAGAACACACUCCCCAUUAUCCUCUCCGAUCCAAACUUCUGGCUCAUGGGCGUUGUUGUCCUCCCCGCCCUCUGCUUACUGCGAGACUUUGCGUGGAAGUACGCCAAACGCAUGUACUACCCACAAGCAUACCAUCACGUGCAGGAAAUUCAAAAGUAUAACAUCCAGGAUUACAGGCCGAGGAUGGAACAAUUUCAAAAGGCCAUCCGCAAAGUGCGCCAGGUGCAGCGCAUGCGGAAGCAACGCGGCUACGCCUUCUCGCAGACGGACGAGUCCCAGGCGAGAGUGCUGCAGGCGUACGAUACCACGAGGGAGAGAGGUCGUUAUGGCGAAAUGGCGAGUAGUCGACGGUAG
Molecule: messenger RNA, 4074 nt
Organism: Zasmidium cellare ATCC 36951
Lineage: Eukaryota; Fungi; Ascomycota; Dothideomycetes; Mycosphaerellales; Mycosphaerellaceae
Exons: 2
Coding region: 1-4074 (1357 amino acids)
Biological process (GO): endocytic recycling; intracellular protein transport; post-Golgi vesicle-mediated transport
Cellular component (GO): plasma membrane
Molecular function (GO): ATP binding; ATP hydrolysis activity; magnesium ion binding
Source: RefSeq, a predicted model, not a curated record